AUGGGCUGCGGAUCCUCCUCCGCUGCUGAAGUCGCCCCAGCUGAAAUCGUCGAACCAUCCCCAUCAUCUGAUGUUCCAUCUGAUCCCAAGAUUCCAACAAGCUAUAGACCCUCCAUAAUCAGUCUACAGAUCCCAAACGAAUUCGGAGAUGAUGUUAGUUCCGAUGCGUUGAGUGACCGAUCGGAUGCUCAAGAAGAGAAUGUGGACUAUCUGUAUGCUACUGAUGUGACACUCCAAUGGCUUCUCGAGCGGAUAGCUGACAAGUUUAAGAAACCAAUUCCAGAAGAUCCGCAAUGGAUCAUCGAGAGAUUGAAUCGACCUAGUUGGGAUCUGGACUACGCCACGUCAUCAGUGGUGAGAGUAACAUUUGGAUGGGAUGAUGAUGAUCUACCGAGAAGUGUUGUAUUGAAGACUCCAGUUGCCAAAGAUCAAAGAGAUGAUGAAGAGGGAAAAUAUCAUUAUAUCAUGUUUAAGAGAGAAUGCAACGUGUACGAAUGGACUCAAAAGUUUCCGAAACUCGUGGCACCGAACAUCAUUCACAUCAAGAAGCAUUCGAAAGAAGGAAGUGGAGUCGUUGUGAUGGAAGAUGUUUCCGAGAAGGGGCAAGAACAGGAUCCAGUGAAGGGGUUGACGCUCGAAGUGGUCCGUGAUCUCCUCAAACAAAUCGCCUAUCUCCAUUCAGUUUCUCUGAAACACACCUCAUGGAGUACUCUUGUCGCUGAUCUACCGCCUUCUUAUUAUGCUCAUACAAUCGGAAAUUUCGAUGAAACCAUGACUUUCUUCGAAAGAUCAGAUGUUGAUCAUUCGAGAUUUGUGCACAUCGGCAAGUACUUCUCUGAUGAAUACCUCCACUCAACUGCCACUGAAACAACGGAAUUGUUGGAGAUUCCAAAAGUAUUAGUACACGGAGAACCGUAUGCGAGUAACGUUUUCACGAAAAUGGAGGGAAAAGAGCAACGGAUUUUAUCGUUGAUUGAUUGGACAGAAGGACACUCUGGCUGUUUCGCAGAAGAUGUUGCCAAAAUCAUUUGUUGGAAUUUGAAUGCAAAGGAACGAGUGGAUAAUACAGCUUCACUACUAGAAGGAUAUCACUUUCAUUUGGCAAGAUACUACGAUGGCGACUGCCCAUUCACAGUUGAUAUAAUCCAACGUUGUUACGAGCUAUUCGUCCCGUUCGCCAUGGUUUCAUUGUGUGGAAAAGUGAUGAGUGUGAAGAAUAAAACAGAGAAGGAACCACUGAUUGAGAGGGCAAAGAGUCUCAUUCAACAAGUUUAUGCAAUGGAGAGACUCAAUGAAUAA
Caenorhabditis remanei is the source of this 1299-nucleotide messenger RNA. RefSeq lists its product as uncharacterized. NCBI's taxonomy places the organism in Eukaryota, Metazoa, Nematoda, Chromadorea, Rhabditida, Rhabditidae. The transcript is spliced from 8 exons. Bases 1 to 1299 code for a protein of 432 amino acids. The record is from RefSeq and is a predicted model, not a curated record.